AUGCAGACAGGAUUCACGAAAGCAGGGGCUUCACCUCAAUACGAUUACGGUCUGAGACGUGUUGCACUCAGAUCUUCGUGGUUUCCCAACACUAGAUCUGCUUUGGAAGAACUUCUUCAGAAACGGGGUGUAGUGGUCCGUUUCAUCAUUGGGCACACAAAAAUAGCAGCUGAUGAGAAAGCCUUAGCAGCUGAAGAACGGGAAUACGGAGGUUUUCUGCGCUUGCCGAUCCAGGAAGGGUACACAAGCCUGCCAAGCAAGACUGUAAGCUUCCUCAAAGCGGUCACGAGACUCUAUGCAGCGGAGUACAUUGUGAAGCAAAUUUGUGCAGACUACAUAGGCUGCAUGAAGAAUGGGGAUGUGUACUCCGAUCCAAGAAUGCGAUGGUUUGAGCGGCAAUGGCAGCUACUGGGGAAGACGUACUUUACACACGCAUGGGGCACGUUCUAUGUGCUCUCUAGCGCAAUUGCAACGCAAAUCUCAAGUUUGCCUGACGGGCUGCUCAGGUUCUUCGGCAAUGAAGAUGUCACAAUUGGCGUGUGGAUGCUCGCCUUCAAUGUAACCCAUUUUGACGAUCGGCGCCUUUGUGAGACCAGCUGCUCAGCAUCCAGCAUUGGCGUGUAUGACAUGCCUCAGUGCGCGGGCCUCUGUGACCCAUUGUCAUCGUUGCCAGCAUUGCACAGCAGCGCCGCAUGCAAAAAGAACGGUCAAGCUACCCUGCCGAUGCUACGACCAUAUUUUACCUUUGUUCCUUAG
Messenger RNA from Coccomyxa subellipsoidea C-169, 756 nucleotides. RefSeq lists its product as hypothetical. The record is from RefSeq and is a predicted model, not a curated record. Gene Ontology annotation, molecular function: hexosyltransferase activity. Bases 1 to 756 code for a protein of 251 amino acids. Gene Ontology annotation, cellular component: Golgi membrane. The transcript has 4 exons. NCBI's taxonomy places the organism in Eukaryota, Viridiplantae, Chlorophyta, Trebouxiophyceae, Coccomyxaceae.